Messenger RNA from Ictalurus furcatus (blue catfish), 1862 nucleotides. RefSeq names its product free fatty acid receptor 2-like. Gene Ontology annotation, biological process: cellular response to fatty acid; G protein-coupled receptor signaling pathway. The coding region runs from base 306 to 1277 and encodes 323 amino acids. Gene Ontology annotation, cellular component: plasma membrane. NCBI's taxonomy places the organism in Eukaryota, Metazoa, Chordata, Actinopteri, Siluriformes, Ictaluridae. The transcript has 2 exons. Gene Ontology annotation, molecular function: G protein-coupled receptor activity. The record is from RefSeq and is a predicted model, not a curated record.
CCAAGGUUUACAAGCCUCAUUUAUUUGUGUUCAUUACUUAGACUGAAGGAAAUACUAUAUCAUAUCCUUAGAGGACUUACCAAGAAGCAGUACAGACCAAGGAGCAAAGUUGCAUAUCAGCAUGCAGAAGAAUGAAGCGGAAUAAUUUACUAAUAAAAUAUUGAAUUUCUAAUGUCGGUGGAUAUGGGUUACAAUGCAUUUAUUUGAGGAAUUUGGACUGAUUUAGGAGCAACGGUGGUGACGGAAAAGAAGAAGACUCAUCUUUAUCAUUUCAUAUUGCUGGCUUGAAUAUAUUUGACAGCGCUAUGGUGUCAGAGGUGGUGAUCCUGACGGUCUACAUCCUUACCUUCUUGACUGGCCUGCCGGCAAACACACUUGCCUUGUACGCCUUCAUCAAGAAGCUCCGUGACAAACCCACCCCCACGGACUUCCUCCUGCUCAAUCUGACUAUAUCAGACCUUCUUUUCCUACUCUUCCUGCCUUUCAAGAUGUACGAGGCAGCAUCUGAAAUGCGCUGGCUCCUCCCUAGUUACCUGUGUCCCCUCACCACGUUUAUAUUCUUCUCCACCAUCUAUACCAGCUCACUGAUGCUAAUGGCUGUUAGUGUUGACCGUUACCUGUGUGUGGCAUUCCCAGUCAAGUAUAAGAUCCACCAGAGGCCUGUAUAUGGAGUCAUCUGCAGCAUCUUUAUCUGGAUCACUACGUCAACUCAUCUCUGCUUCGUAUAUAUUGUGGAUCACCUGACUGGAGAUGAUAGCCAGGUCCAUGACUGCUACAACAACUUUACUCAGUCUCAGCUGGAUGUAGUAUUGCCCAUGCGUCUAGAACUGUGCGUUGUUCUCUACUUCCUCCCACUCAUCGUUUGCACCUUCUGCUACACAAAAUUCAUCCUCAUUCUCAGGCGCACAGCCAGCCUCAAUGAGGGGAAGCGACGGAGGGCUGUUGGCAUGGCCUUGGGUACACUUUUGGUCUUUGUGGUCUGCUUCCUGCCCUACAACACCACACACCUCCUGGGCUACAUCACCAGGGACAACGUGAUCUGGAGAUCUGAUGCUUUGCUGCUCACCACCGUCAACACAAUCUUCGACCCAAUCACUUUUUAUUUCUCCUCAGCUGCCUUCCAAGGAAAUCUGAAGGCUCUCCUAAGACCCAGUACUAAGGCUGCUUACACUGGCGAGGUGAUAGAAAAUGUCUGCACUAAACCGAAUCGAGUGAUACAAGGCAACCAGACUGAAAAUAUACCCGAUAACGAUGCUAGUGAAUUGGCAUGUCCAUAGAGAGUUUGAUCUUCUGCAAACCUCUUAGAACCAAAUUUUGCAAGACCUUCACAGUUGGUAGACAGAAUAGCAGAAUCCACAUGAAUAGGUAUCUUUACUUUGUUCGGUAACAAAAUAUGUUUAACGUAAGUUCCAGUGAGGCCAAAAAGUUGGUGCCAAAUUUGGUGGGACAAAAAUCGACGCCAAACAGCACAUCUUAGGUGAAAGAUGCAGCAAUCGGGCACUCCCGGGAUCGUGAGGCUCACAAAGUCGUCAUUUAUGUCACUCUGCCAUUCAGACUUUAUUGUCUGAAGAGUUCAUUCCAUUUUAUUUACGUUGGGAGGAAGCCAGAGAAUGUCUUCAGCCCUUCAACCCACAAUGUUUGUUUCUAACUGCAUGAAUCCUUUAUUGGAGUCAAUAAAUCCAGAGUUUGCUAUCUAAAGUUAUGCCUGUUCCAAGAAGUAUAAGGUUUUGCUAGGCAAGUUGAACCCUGUGAUGUAAAUACCACUCCCUUGUCAUGUUUACAUAUUUUAUAACUCUCAACCUUCAUCAACAACAAGAUGAAAAUACCUUUAAAUGGAAAAUUUCAUUUAAAUGUUAUAUUCA